AAAGCAUUUCUCGGCAGUGAGCUGACUUGCAUUUUUUGUAAAAUGCAAGCGCAAAAUCUGUAUUUCUGUGCCUUGAAGCGAAGAGGUCGUAACUGUUUAUCAGAUAGGAUCAGAUGCGGUGCAUACGUAUACAGGUUUCCAUCUCGGUAGUUACUUUGUCAACGUGUUCUAAGUUGGAUCGGCGUCAAAAAGUUUGACCAAACAACAUGAAUGAAGACCAUCCCAAGUGCACUGAUAAAGUAGAAGAUAUCCAUAGGCUUGAUACAAAAGUCAUCCAAGAAGAGGUUAAGAAAAAAGGAUUUGCAUUACUGAUUCACGACUUCAAACAGCGCAGAUUAAUUCCAGUUAAAUUUCUUAGCUUAAUCGUCUUUUCCGGUUAUGGAGUACUGCUGCCAUUUUUUGCCAUGCAUAUGAAGUCAUUAGGAAUCAGUGUCGAAGAAACGGGUGCCAUCUAUGGAGUUUCGUGCAUUAUCGGUGUGUUGACUCCGCUCUGUACUGGUAUGAUGGCUGAUAAAUUAGGAAAUUUCAAGAUGCUGUUGAGCUUGUCAUUUGGAUUAGCUAGCAUUAGUGCGCUUCUCUUCUUGCUCGUUCCAGUGGGAAGAAUGUCAGUUGAUUAUCCAGUUAAUACUUCGUUCAUUGUUGGCUGUUACGAAGCUUUCAACCUGACAGACCAUUCUUCAUCUAUGUCUAUUUUUACAAACUUGGACAUGAAGGGGUGCGACUUCAAAGUAAGACGUGACCUUGGAGGCGGUACUGCUAACAUAUCGGUAGUUCUAAAAGAAUGCGGUUACAUGUGUUACCAUAACAACUACUCUUACGACGAAGAUUACUCUGACGCCGAUGUGGUAUCCGAAGUACAAUCCUUAGGCAAUUUUACACAAACUUUUCGUGACGCAACUUUUUUCCCCGACGACUGGAUUCUAAAAUGGUGUUCUCGACAGCCCCAUGAAGAGAUUGUCUGUGAAGACAACGGAAAACCAGGCACAUCACUGAACGCUACGCUUGCCUUAGACUGGUCCAACAACAUUGCCAAUAAAUCCAGAAUGUUUCCCGUUAAAUGGUUUGCAUUGGAGGACAAUUACCAGAUUAAUAGUGAGCGUAUAUUUAACGCAAAACGAUUAUGCGACUCACAAGAUGAAGAGCAAAAACUUCACCGGACAGCUUACGUAAAAUAUUUGAAUGACAGCGGAAAGAACUCGUACCAGUUUUGUCGGCCACAGUGCACCGUCCUGUCCAGUCGCUCUGAACUGUGUUCCAACAUGGUCCAAGAAAAAGUUUUGAAUCCUCAGCUGACUUUUUGGCUUUAUAUGUUGUUUCGCUGCAUUUUUGACGUUUUCGUUGGUGGUUCUGCUACAUUGUUUGAAGGAGCUGUAUUGGCCUUGGUGUACGAAGUCCGCGGUGAUUACGGGUUUCAGAAAGUGUUUGGAUUUUUAGGAAUAGCUAUAUUUUCUCCAAUAUCUGGAGCUCUGAUGGACCAUGCCAGUGCAGAUGGAAACAACCAAAAUUUCCGGGCGGCAUACUUCCUUUUUGCUGUAUUGUUUGGAAUUGCUUCUCUGGGGAUGUUAACGAUCGACCUGAAGUUCAAACCUCCAGCGGAAAAUGUAGUGAAAGACGUAAAAUCGUUAUUGAAAAAUAUCGAGCUGGAUGCUCUGCUAGUCACUGCACUAAUAUUGGGAUUGUUGGUGGGCUGCACAGGAAAUUAUUUGUUUCUAUUCUUAGAAGAGAUUGGAGUUAACAAGUCAUUGAUGGGACUGUCGGUCAUGAUAUCUUGCCUUGCAGCAAUUCCACUUCUUCUGUUUUCUGAAAGCAUAUUUCGGAAAUUCAGCUACCCCAAUGUUACAAUAUUUUGCUUUGCAGUUUUCAUCAUCCGUUUGAUAGGAUAUUCGUACAUCUCCAUGCCAAGUUUGUGUCUGGUCUACGAAUCUAUAGAAGCUGUGACUGGAACUCUAGCCAUGACUACGCUCAUGAUCUAUGGGUCACGACUGGGCACCACAUCCACUGUGGCUUCCAUUCAAGGCCUGAUUUCAGCAGCCUAUUUUGGUUUGGGCGCCGGAAUAGGAAGUACUGUUGGUGGUUUUCUUAUUGGAGCGUAUGGUCAACGGACAACUUUCCGGAUUUUGGGAGUCAUUGCAUUCAUCACUGGUUUCUUCUACUUCCUCUUCAAUGUUUUCUACCUACGCCGAAGGAACUCUAACAUCAUUGGCAAUGGCAGUGCUGCAGUCAAUUGAUAUUCGCCAUUCUCGGG
Molecule: messenger RNA, 2245 nt
Organism: Daphnia carinata
Lineage: Eukaryota; Metazoa; Arthropoda; Branchiopoda; Diplostraca; Daphniidae
Exons: 8
Coding region: 207-2228 (673 amino acids)
Cellular component (GO): membrane
Source: RefSeq, a predicted model, not a curated record